AUGGACUUUGCCUACAUAUCGAAUUCAUCUUUUUCAUCCUUCAGUCCUGAGAAUGUAGAAGAAGAUCAUGAGCAGUACAACAAUGUGCUCAUGCCCAGCAUCUUUGGUGUCAUCUGUUUCUUUGGGAUCUUUGGAAACUGUAUAGUCAUCUACACCAUUGUGAAGAAGACCAAGCUCUGCUCCCAGCAAACAGUACCAGACAUAUUCAUCUUCAGUUUGUCCAUCGCAGACCUCCUCUUUCUCCUUGGCAUGCCGUUUCUCAUUCACCAGCUUGUGGGUAAUGGCUCCUGGUGCUUUGGUGGCACCAUGUGCACUGUCAUCACAGCACUUGACUCCAAUAGCCAGAUUGUCAGUACAUACAUCCUGACUGUAAUGACUCUUGAUCGCUAUCUGGCCACCGUGCAUCCCAUCCGCUUCAAACACGUUCGAACCCCCUUCAUGGCCGGGGCAGCAGUAGCUCUGGUCUGGGUGUUUUCUCUGGUCUCCAUCACUCCAGUCUGGAUGUACACGGGACUCAUGCACCUCAAGGACGGCUCGGUCGGCUGCGCCCUCCUGCUGCCCAACCCCGCUACAGAUACAUACUGGUUCACCCUCUACCAGUUCUUCUUGGCCUUUGCUCUGCCUUUGGUGGUCAUCUGCGGGGUCUUCUUCAAGAUUCUCCAAAACAUGUCAGCUACAGUUGCUCCACUGCCCCAGCACAGCCUGAGAGUGCGGACGAGAAAGGUGACCUCUAUGGCAGUGGCCAUAUGCCUGGCAUUUUUCAUUUGCUGGGCCCCUUACUACAUCCUGCAGCUGGCCCACCUGGGAGUUCAACGGCCCACCUUUGCCUUCCUGUAUGCCUACAACAUUGCCAUCAGCAUGGGCUACGCCAACAGCUGCAUUAACCCAUUUAUCUACAUUAUUCUAAGUGAUACAUUCAAGAGGAAGUUCAUUGUAGCCAUUCGUCCGUCUCACAGGGUUUUCAGGGUUGCCCCCGCUCUGGCUGAUGGCAGCAUGAGUCUGAGGAUGGCAGCAGACAGCUUGCAUCCAUCUCACUCGCAGUCAUCGGGGGAACUGCUUCAAAACAUGCUGCCGGUCACUGUGGCUGUGCACUGA
Messenger RNA from Seriola dumerili (greater amberjack), 1095 nucleotides. RefSeq names its product melanin-concentrating hormone receptor 1-like (gene mchr1b). The record is from RefSeq and is a predicted model, not a curated record. NCBI's taxonomy places the organism in Eukaryota, Metazoa, Chordata, Actinopteri, Carangiformes, Carangidae. Gene Ontology annotation, cellular component: neuron projection; membrane. Gene Ontology annotation, biological process: neuropeptide signaling pathway. Gene Ontology annotation, molecular function: melanin-concentrating hormone receptor activity; neuropeptide binding. The transcript is spliced from 2 exons. Bases 1 to 1095 code for a protein of 364 amino acids.